CUUUGUGCGCGGCCCCGGGGCCGGGCGGGGGUGGGGGCGCUGCCCCGCGUCCCGGAAGCGCUCGGCCCUUCCGGAAGUCGCGCCGCCAGCCGCUCGGUCUCUUUCCGCCGCCAUCUUGGGCCCCGCUCCCCGCACGCGAUGCCUGGAGAAGCCACAGAAACCGUCCCGGCCACGGAGCAGGAGCUGCCGCAGCCGCAGGCUGAGACAGGGUCCGGAACAGAGUCUGACAGCGAUGAAUCCGUCCCAGAGCUCGAAGAGCAAGACUCCACACAGGCCACGACACAGCAGGCGCAGCUUGCAGCAGCGGCUGAAAUAGAUGAAGAACCCGUCAGCAAAGCAAAACAGAGCCGGAGUGAAAAGAAAGCACGGAAGGCAAUGUCGAAGCUGGGCCUUCGCCAGGUCACAGGAGUCACCAGGGUCACCAUCCGGAAAUCCAAGAACAUCCUCUUCGUCAUCACAAAGCCAGACGUGUACAAGAGCCCGGCCUCAGACACCUACAUAGUCUUCGGCGAAGCGAAGAUCGAAGACCUGUCCCAGCAGGCCCAGCUGGCAGCCGCUGAGAAGUUCAAAGUGCAGGGAGAAGCUGUCUCAAACAUCCAGGAGAACACACAGACCCCCACUGUGCAGGAGGAGAGCGAGGAAGAAGAGGUUGACGAAACCGGUGUCGAGGUGAAAGACAUUGAGCUGGUCAUGUCUCAGGCGAACGUGUCCCGAGCGAAGGCAGUCCGUGCCCUGAAGAACAACAGUAACGAUAUUGUAAAUGCUAUAAUGGAGUUGACGAUGUAGCCAUCAGCAGGGAGGAGCCUUUUUUGGUGUUUCAGAGAAAAGUAAAAUGCAACUAAAUUUAAAAUUUGUACUAUUUCUAUCCAUUAAUAAAAGUUGUGGCUUAUUGUUGGUGAAA
This is a messenger RNA of Anas platyrhynchos (mallard), 901 nucleotides long. It is a transcript of the gene NACA, whose product is annotated as nascent polypeptide associated complex subunit alpha. Lineage: Eukaryota; Metazoa; Chordata; Aves; Anseriformes; Anatidae. The record is from RefSeq and is a predicted model, not a curated record. Gene Ontology annotation, cellular component: nascent polypeptide-associated complex.